Messenger RNA from Anneissia japonica, 2048 nucleotides. Its product is annotated as MAM and LDL-receptor class A domain-containing protein 1-like. Gene Ontology annotation, cellular component: membrane. NCBI's taxonomy places the organism in Eukaryota, Metazoa, Echinodermata, Crinoidea, Comatulida, Comatulidae. The transcript has 10 exons. The record is from RefSeq and is a predicted model, not a curated record. The coding region runs from base 54 to 2048 and encodes 664 amino acids.
CGCUAAAACGUUUACUGAUUGAUGUAACGUAAUUUGCGUUAGUCGUGGCCAAGAUGAACUGUGCUGUUUAUUGGGCGUCGUUUUUUAUUCAAGUGAUGCUUCACAGCCACAAGAGCCUAGCACAAAGUAUAUCAAGUUGGAAUGAGCCAGAGCUGCAACAACUUAGUUGUGACUUCGAUAAUACCUGCUACAGAAAAAUAAUGCAAGAUAAUGAUGAUGAUUUUAAUUGGUACAGAAACAUUUAUUACAAACCACCUGCAUGGUCAUUUAGUAGAGAUGAAAACAUGUACAUUAGCGGAUAUGGCAAAGAACCUGGGCAAGUUGCUCGCCUUAAAACACCGGCUUUCUCAUCGAACUACACCUCUUACUGCAUCAGCUUUUCUUACUACAUGAUUGGACCCUAUGUAGGUCAGUUGGAAGUGAUUAUUGAGGAAAAGGUACAUGGUGUCGGUCAACCUAUUAGAAAUUUGUCUGGAAUACAAGGUCUUUACUGGAACACAGGAUACAUUCAAUUCCAACCAACAGACUCAUUUAAGGUCAUAUUCCAAGCUAUUGUUGGAUCGAAUCCGUCCACUUCUUACAUUGGACUGGAUGAUUUAGAAAUACAAAAUGGAACGUGCCCAUUAACACCAAUGCCAACUCAACCGCCACCUAUAUUUAAAGAAUGUACCUUUGAGUCAAAUCCUGUUCUUUGUGGGUUUACAUCGUUGGAAAUGAAUAGAUGGAGUAAUACAAGAGCAACAUCAUUCAGUCUGCCGAACGAUCAUACUUUGAAUUCAGCUAAUGGUCACUACAUCUAUUCAUCAAGUGACAAAUCUGUGCUGUAUUCACCAUUACUCACGUCAUCAGGUUCUGAAGCUUGUUUUUCUUUCUGGUAUUUCAUUGCCUCCGGAAAACAUGGGAAAAUUCGGAUAUAUCUUCAACCUUUAUACGGACAAAUCAGAGAGCCUCUAGCAGUGAGCCAUCAAGGGCAUGGUGAUCAAUGGCAUUUGCAAAACGUUCCUCUUCCUGAACCCAUACCAACUACAUUUUACAUUGUAAUAGUUUUCGAAAAAGAGGAUGCAAAUAAUGCUGCAAUUGAUGAUUUCCUUUACAAACAAACUCCAUGUGAGGAAUUACAAGUUUCUGGUAAUUGCAACUUCGAACAGUCACUGGAUGAGUGUGGUUACAUUCAAGCAGGAAAAUAUGAGGAUGAUUUCGAUUGGAUCUUAGCAGCAGGACUAAUCAAUAUGGACGACAGAAUAAGGCCGAACGUCGACCACUCUUUUGGGAACUCCUCCGGUCACUACAUGUACUUGUUUAUUGAACCAUCGUAUUUUCGGCCUGCUGGGGAUUCAGCGAAGCUUUACACUCCAAAACUCAUGGCAACGGGAAAGCCAAGAUGUCUGGAAUUUUGGUAUUAUGUGGAUGGACAAGAGGGUGCUAAAUUAGAGGUGUAUCUAGAAAUAUUAUAUACAAUUGAUAGCAUCUGGUUCAGUACAACACCUACAGAAAAUAAAUGGAAAUUAGCGAAAGUAACCAUUCAGCCAACAGACUACGACUUCACAAUAAUAUUUAUAGCGACGGUCGGAAAGAGUUAUUUCAGAACCACCUUUGCAAUUGAUGAUAUCAUGUUCGAUGAAUGUGAGGCUGUGGACAACUACAGUGGAGAAUUUUCAUGCAAUUUUGAUACUGACAUUGCUGGGUGUGGCCUGUGGCAGAGACAUGACGACGAUUUGGAUUGGCUGUAUUUCAACAACGUGAACGCUUACGGUCUAUCGGCUUCUCCUACCUACAUGUAUAUCGAAGGUGGUGGCGGAAAAAAUGCACAUAUUCAAACACCAACCAUAAACUAUAGUGGUAGUAUCAACGUCAAAUUUAGCGUCAAUAUGAACUUCGAUCCACAGCUAUACUUACGAGUUUGCAUUCAAAAAGAAAAUGAUAUAAAGAAACUAAUUUGGGAAAAAAUGGGAACAACACAAGGAUGGGAACAAGUUGAAGUGCUUGAAGAGAACCAGUCAUUAACAUAUUUUGCUGUAAGUUGCGUAAUUACGUACGGUAAUGUUUAA